GUGGAGUGAGACUCGGACUCAGUCACAUCAAGAUUCUGGAGGCAUUUACAUGUUCUGCAUCUCCUCAUUGGUGGACCAUCAUUGCUUAUGGGCAUUGAGGAGGAGAACAACAUGAGGAGAACAAUUGGAAAAAGCAGGCAUAUGGUGUCUUUCUCGACCUGUGCCAAAGGUUUCUUAAGGAGAGGCUACAGUACUUCAGGACAUUCUGUCUCUGCUAGUAUCUGUAUUCUGUAUGUGCAGUGCAAAUGGGAGAAAUUAGAUUUCAUACAGUAGAGUGAGUGUGUGUGAGAGAGUGUGUACGUGUCUUCAUGUCUGAUAGUCUCCUCACACGUUUCUCAAUCAGAUUACUCUCCUUCUCUGUCUGCUGCUCUGUGUGUUGCCCAGUGCUGCAGCUCCUGUUGCACCUCCGCCCCAUCGUCUGCCUCUCCCAUACCGCCUGGGAGACUGUACUACAUACACACAUACACACACACACACACACUCCCCAACAAGUGUGUGGGAGUGUGAGGAGGCAUUGGUGCUCUGGCCACAAACAGGCAGGGUGCAUACUGUAGCUCAGACGGCACAGAGAGCAAUGGUGGCUGAUUCAGCUACUGAAUGAUAGAUAGAAAAGAAAAGAGGGACAACGGGAGUGACAGCAUCUCUAUGUGUGCUUGGCUGUGAGUGUGUGUGUGUGUGUGUACAUCAGGCUGUCUGUGCCCCAGCAGGCAGCAGCUCACAGGUCAUCAAUGGAACUGUCAGAUGAUCCAAGGUCGAUGGGGCAAGAGGAGGCUCCCACAGCACCCCUGCCCUGUGUGUCCCAAAUGAAAAGCAGCAGCUACAGUGCUGUCCAGCAGCAGGGCUACUCUGCAUCCAUCUUUCUCCGACGCAGAGACAAGCUGGAACAGACCCAGCAGAAGUGCAUUGCCAUCUUCGCCCUUCUCUGCUGCUUUGCUGUGCUGGUGGCGCUGAUCUUCUCAUCAGUGGACAUUUGGGGGGACGAUGAGGACGGUAUCACAGAGGAAAACUGUAGCAGAGACUGCCGCAUCGAGCUUGUGGAGAAUAUUCCAGACGACCUCUCUCUUCCCGUGGAUGUCAGACCCCACCUCUCUCUCUCUGUUGGCUUUCACACACUGUUGGACCAGGCAAAGCACUCAGUUGAGGUGGUGUCACCUGUCUGGGCCUUAAACCCCUGGGACCCGGAAACAACGCCAAGCACUGCCAAACAGGGUCAGCUUUUGUUCCAGAGACUGCUCAGUCUGAAAUCUCGUGGGGUUAAACUGAAGAUUGCCAGCAGUCUGACUAACUCUGCUGAACUGAAGACCUUGGCAGCACACAAUGCAGAGGUUCAUUUUGUUAAUAUGACAGCUCUUACCAGAGGACGACUACAUUCCUCAUUCUGGAUAGUGGAUCGGAAGCAUAUUUACAUCGGGAGUGCUGAUAUGGAUUGGAGGUCGCUCUCCAAGAGGAAAGAACUGGGCUUGGUGGUAUAUAACUGCAGCUGUCUGGCUCUGGACCUCCACCGAGUCUUUUCAUUUUACUGGCAGCUCCAUGAGAGGGACUACAUCCCCUCCAUCUGGUCAAAGAGAGUUACAGCCCUCUACGGGAGACAUGACGCCCUGGAGCUACAACUGAACACCACCCAGGCCACUGCAUAUGUCUCUACCUCUCCUGAAGUCUUCUGCUCUAAAGAUCGCACCAGAGAUGUAGACGCCAUCUAUCAAGUCAUCCAGAGUGCAAAGACAUUUAUCUUCAUAUCCGUGACAGACUACCUCCCUCUGGUGAACAGGAGUUUCAGAGGAACCUCAGUCACAAGGUACUGGUCACCUAUUGAUGAGGUGAUCAGAGAGGCUGUGGUACUGAGAGGAGUCAGAGUUCGCCUGCUGAUAAGUUUCUGGAAGAAGACUCACCCCCUCACCUUUAACUUUGUCACCUCCCUCAAGUCGCUCUGCAUGCAGCUGCGCAACUGUUCAUUAGAGGUGAGGUUUUUUAGUCACAAGGAGAAAGAGGAUGACAUUCAACAUGGACUCAACCACAACAAGUACAUGGUGACCGACAAUGCUGUCUACAUUGGUAACCAUGACUGGGUUGGGAGUGACUUUGCCAUUAAUGCAGGAGUUGGACUGGUGGUCAAGAUGAAAAAUAAUCUUAAAGAGAGUGGAGUGACAGUCCUGGAACACGUCAAGGCUGCUUUUGAAAGAGACUGGAGGUCACGUUACGCUAAGAGCCUAAAAGGAAACAAAGAUCAACAGGGCACAUACAGAAACCUGCAACAAGCCAAAAUUCAUAUGGAGACUAAGGAGGAGAAUGAGUGGAAGAACCCUUUAUCUUGAUAAGCACAGAAUGUCUUUCUAUAUCCUAAAGCAUCAUAAGGCUGAAUAUUUUACAAGACAUGUACGCAGUAUGAGAAUGUGACUUACACUAUUAGACUUGACUUUUAUUUUGUGACGUUAUUUUAAUAGAUUCAAUUGCAGUCAAUAAAGACAAUGUUGAGGUUAUAAUUUGACUCACUGCAGUUGCAAGUUACAGUCAUAGUAUCUAACCACUUUACAACAAUUAAUUGUUGACUGUUAUAUGGGCAUGCUAUGCUGCAUGAAUAUUGAAAGCAAUAUUCAAAUGCAAACUACAUACUAAGACAAGCAAUAUGCUGAUUAUAAAAUCAAUAUGCUCUAUGUGAAAUGUAUUUAAUUCCAUAAACAUAUCCCAUCAAAUGCACCAAAACAAAUCACAUUUAGUAUUUAAUGAUGAUGCACAAUUUUUGUUUGCAGUUUUAAUUUGUGUUUUAUAAACUUUUUAAUACUUUUGGAUUUGCAUAGCACUUAGUACUUUAAUGCUAUAUUGCCUGCAGUUGUAAUAAAGAUGAAACACUUGGAUUAUAUUUUAUGUCAAAUAACAGUACAAACUACUGUUUCCUCUUUUAAUACAAGUGGACUAUAUACUGUAUAUUUGGCUGUUGACUGAGGGAAAACAUCUCACAUCUGGCAUUUAGAUUCAUCAAAUGUAUUAAGAUUGAAAUUUAGAACAUGCUUAUCAUUUUUUCAAAGAAAUCAUUUAGUCAUUUAAAAUUUUGCAUUAUUAUUGUUAUAGACAGUGAAUGCAUUUGCAAAAAAGUACAGCUAUUUAAAACAACACUUUUUACACACUAUUAAAGAAUAACGACUCUACAACUCUAGCUUUAUAUAACUAAUAAUCUAUAUUGAUAGACUAAACUAAUAAUAAUCUAUAUUGAUAUAAUUACAUUUUUGUGGUGCUGUUGAAUUUUACUACGUUACACUGGCAGAUGUUUUUAUUAUUGUGUCCACCCCGUUUAUAUCAAUGAGGGCAAGCUAAAUAACAGAAACACCUCUCUGUUUAACGCAACACUUCAACAGCACCACAAAAGAAUAUAACUUUGUACAUUAUUAGUAUACUGUCAUCACAGUGUAGUAUUACAAGGUUUUUUUACAGUCUAACAGACAUCUAUGACAUAUUUACAGAUUUGCUUCCAGUCUUUAACACAGGGUGGUGCCAUAGCACCAUUACAACCUUUGGCAGCCAAAGUUUGGAUAAAGUACACCCUUUUAAAUUCAGUUGAGCAGGCUGAACAGGUUCUCUGAGCUGAACCAAAUCUUUUUGUGUAAUAUCAUAUUAGGCUACAUUAUACAGUAAGGUAUUCAUGUUGGGGGAAUAUACUUGGAAAUGAAACUUUGUUUGUAGUUGUUUAUUCGGUGAAAUGUGGCAACAUUUUAAAAUAGUUAAUUAAAAUAAAGAUGUGGUCGUAUAUCCUA
This is a messenger RNA of Siniperca chuatsi (mandarin fish), 3746 nucleotides long. It is a transcript of the gene pld5, whose product is annotated as phospholipase D family, member 5. The record is from RefSeq and is a predicted model, not a curated record. Bases 729 to 2312 code for a protein of 527 amino acids. The transcript has 12 exons. Gene Ontology annotation, molecular function: catalytic activity. Lineage: Eukaryota; Metazoa; Chordata; Actinopteri; Centrarchiformes; Sinipercidae.